ACACCCUUUUCUUUUGGCCAUCUUUUCAUGUUCAUAACAAAGUUGAUAUCAGAGCUUCAAGUUUUGCUCUAAUGGAUAUUCGAUUCCUCCCAAUCUUUAUUUCUUUUUUCCUAUUUUCUUCUCUGAAACUUGUGCCUGCAAUCACAAUAACUUCUUGCAGCAAAACCCCAUAUCCCAAAACAUGCGACUACUACAUGGAGAAUAAUUUCUUAGCCACCCUCAAGCUCGACCAAACCAAAUUAUCCUUUCACAACUUGAUCCUCAAGGUCACCUUGGACCAAUCCGUUAAAGCUCACGAGCACAUUUCAUCAAUGAACUUAAGCUCUUUCAACAAGCUAGCCAAAUUGGCUUGGAAGGAUUGUUUGGAGCUCUAUGAAGAUACAGUCGACAAUCUAAACCGUUCGAUGAGCUCUUCAAAUCCUGUUGAUUCCGUAACAUGGCUAAGCGCCGCCAUUGCAAAUCAACAGACGUGCGAAAACGGGUUUACUGAUUUUAACUUGGGGCAUUAUCUUGAAUCAUUACCAUUGAUGUUGACUAACUUCUCCCAAUUGGUUAGCAAUUCCUUGGCAGUGACUCAAUCCACUGUCCAAUCGGACACAACUGUGAAAGUUGGCGGUCGACGCUUGCUUGUGGAUGAAUUUCCGUCAUGGCUUUCCGCGGCUGACAGGAAACUGUUGCAAUCAGCCCCACCGAAAGGUGACAUUGUGGUGGCGCAAGAUGGAACCGGUGAAUAUAAGACCAUUUCUGAGGCUGUGGCAGCUGCAGCUAAGAGAGGUGGCGGGAGACGAAUGGUGAUCUAUGUUAAAAAAGGAAUUUACAGAGAAAAUGUGGAGAUUAAAAGAACAGUGAAAAAUAUAAUGUUAUUGGGAGAUGGAAUUGAUGCUACAAUUGUUACUGCUAGUAAGAAUGCCAAUGGGGGCACCACAACUUUUCGCUCGGCCACUUUUGCUGUUACUGGAGAAGGCUUCAUAGCUAAAGGCGUGACUUUUGAGAAUACAGCAGGACCUCAGAACCAUCAAGCUGUGGCUCUCCGGUCAGGCUCCGACUUCUCUGUCUUUUAUGGUUGCAGCUUCAAAGGCUACCAGGACACUUUAUAUGUCUAUGCUAAACGACAAUUCUAUCGCAACUGCGACGUUUAUGGAACCCAAGACUUCAUAUUCGGCGACGCUGUGGUGGUGCUUCAAAACUGCAAUAUUUACAUCAGAAAAAGCAACCAGAAGAACACUGUCACAGCGCAGGGAAGAAAAGAUCCAAACGAAAACACGGGUAUAAUUAUUCACAACUCUCGUAUCACAGGUGAAGGCUCCGGUGAAAACUACCUGGGUCGACCGUGGAAACAGUAUUCUCGAACAGUGAUCAUGAAAUCUACGAUCGACAGUUUGAUUAAUCCCGCCGGUUGGUUGCCGUGGAGCGGCAGUUUUGCUUUGAACACUCUUUAUUAUGGAGAGUAUAUGAACACUGGAGGUGGGGCAAGUACUAGUGGGAGAGUGAAGUGGCCAGGCUAUCAUGUGAUAACUAGCCCAACGGAGGCCGGAAAGUUCACCGUGGGGAGCUUUUUAGCUGGGAAUUCGUGGCUUCCGUCCACCGGAGUACCGUACGAUGCUGGUUUAUGAAGCAGGAAAUAAUGCAAAAAUGGGAAAGAUCAAGAAUUUGUUAAUAAAAACAAUACGCCAAAUGUGCGUAUUAAUUUAUAGAAUAUUAUUAUAUGUAUAAUUUUUAUAUACAAAUAAUAAUAUAUCAUCAUGUGAUUAAAUAAUUAAAAAUUGAAAAUAAAAUAAUAUUUAAUUAUAUGAUGAUAUAUCAUUAUUUAUAUAUAAAAUUAUGUAUAUAAUUUUAUUGUUUGAUUGAAAGCAAAAUCAUGUUAAGUUGUCAACUUGUACGUACUCUUAAUUGUAAUAAUAAUACAAGUCGUGGUACGUUGUUUCA
Mangifera indica (mango) is the source of this 1926-nucleotide messenger RNA. Its product is annotated as pectinesterase. Gene Ontology annotation, biological process: cell wall modification. The transcript has 2 exons. Gene Ontology annotation, molecular function: pectinesterase activity; pectinesterase inhibitor activity. Bases 72 to 1613 code for a protein of 513 amino acids. NCBI's taxonomy places the organism in Eukaryota, Viridiplantae, Streptophyta, Magnoliopsida, Sapindales, Anacardiaceae. The record is from RefSeq and is a predicted model, not a curated record.